CAUAAAAAUCUUGAAACAAUAGUUGAUUUGAUUUGAGUAGCAAUCCAAGAUGCAGUCAGCAAAGCAAAAGGUGAGCGACAUGGCCAGCGCAGCUAAAGAAAAGAUCCAGAUAGCCAAAGCCAAAGUUGAAGAAGAGGCAGCGCAGGCGACAGCGAGGACAAAGGAAGAGAAACAGAUAGCAAAGGAGGUGAGGAAAGUGAAGGAAGCAGAAGCCAAGGCGGAUUUGCACGCAGACAAAGCAAGACACGCAGCUGAAAAAUUGGAAUCAAAGCAAGCAGGGCACCACUACCAUAUUCCUGGCACUGGCAUCGUUACUGGCACAGGCCAACAUGUAUCAACCACUGGCAUGGGCACGGGCACGAGUCAUCAACAUGUUCCAGGAAUGGGACAUCACCAUGUCCCGGGUGCGCCUGGAAGUACAACUACAACAAGUACGACUCGCAAUUAUGAAACAGGAUACCCACCACACUACAAUAAGCAUCUCUAAGUUUUAUGAUUGAUUAUAUAUAUUGAUAGUGACUAGCUUUAUAUAUCUGCCUUUACUUGUAUCUUGUUUAUGAAGGUCGUUUGUGAGAUUGUGGAUUUGUGAUGGACUCUUAGUGUUCAGCUUUGG
Messenger RNA from Amaranthus tricolor (Joseph's coat), 613 nucleotides. Its product is annotated as late embryogenesis abundant protein 18. NCBI's taxonomy places the organism in Eukaryota, Viridiplantae, Streptophyta, Magnoliopsida, Caryophyllales, Amaranthaceae. Bases 50 to 487 code for a protein of 145 amino acids. Gene Ontology annotation, biological process: embryo development ending in seed dormancy. The transcript has 2 exons. The record is from RefSeq and is a predicted model, not a curated record.